Molecule: messenger RNA, 1690 nt
Organism: Ochotona curzoniae (black-lipped pika)
Lineage: Eukaryota; Metazoa; Chordata; Mammalia; Lagomorpha; Ochotonidae
Gene: RRP1
Product: ribosomal RNA processing 1
Exons: 13
Coding region: 66-1370 (434 amino acids)
Biological process (GO): rRNA processing
Cellular component (GO): preribosome, small subunit precursor; nucleus; preribosome, large subunit precursor
Source: RefSeq, a predicted model, not a curated record
AAGGCGGCCAUAGGCGUGCGUGGAGGACCAGUCCUACGGAGUCGUGGGGCGAUCCCGGCGUCGUGAUGGUUUCGCGUGUUCAGCUCCCUCCAGAGAUCCAGCUGGCGCAGCGCCUUGCGGGGAACGAGCAGGUCACCCGGGACCGAGCUGUGAGGAAGCUGCGGAAGUACAUCAUGGCCAGGAGUCAGGCGGCUGCAGGCGGGUUCACGCACGAUGAGCUGCUGAAGGUGUGGAAGGGGCUGUUCUAUUGCUUAUGGAUGCAGGACAAGCCGCUCUGCCAGGAAGAACUGGGAAGGACCAUCGCCCAGCUCAUUCACGCCUUCCAGACGCCCGAGGCCCAGCACCUGUUCCUGCAGACCUUCUGGCAAACCAUGAGCCGCGAGUGGUUGGGCAUCGACCGGCUACGCCUGGACAAGUUCUACAUGCUCAUGCGGAUGGUCCUGAACGAGUCGCUGGAGGCGGUGAGAGCGCGAGGAUGGGACGAGAGACACAUCAAGCAGUUGCUUGACCUGCUGACCACCGAGAUCCUGCACCCGGACAGUCAGGCCCCCAACGGCGUGAAGAACCACUUCGUUGAGAUCUUCCUGGAGGAGCUGACCAAAGUGGGCGCCAAGGAGCUCACGGCGGCACAGACGCUCCUGUUUGUCGAGCCCUUCUGUGGGAUCGCCGCCUCCACCAAGGAUUCCCUGGUGCUGCAUAACAUCACUCGAGGCGUCUUUGAGACGAUUGUGGAGCAGGCGCCUCUUGCCAUUGAAGAGCUCGUGAAGGACCUGGACACGCAGGAGGAGGAGGAGGACGGGGAGGACGGGGAGGAGGAUGCGUCAGAUGGGGGUGAGGACACCGGGGAUGGCGAAGGCCCUGUGCUCCAGUUUGACUAUGAGGCCGUGGCGAACAGGCUGUUUGAAGUGGCCAGCCAACCUGGCACCCCUUCUCUGAACAGGAAGCGUCUCUACAAGGUGAUCCGGAAGUUGCAGGACCUGGCUGGAGGUGUCUUCCCGGAGGACGACAUUCCAGAGGAGGCCUGCAGGAAGCUGCUGGAGAGCAAGCGAGAGAGGAAGAUAAAGAAGAUGAUGAGGAAGAAGAUGAGGAAGAAGCAGAAACGGCCCCCGUCUCGGUCCUCAGCGCUGCCACAAGAAGGGGAGGGUGAACCAGCUGCAGACCCAGAACUGAGGAAGAGGAGCAGGAGGAGGGGCAGGGGGGCCGGUCCCUUGGCAUGCAGCGGAGAGCAGCCCACCAGCCGGCGGCAAAGAGACAGCAGUGCCCGCAAGAGGAAGCCACGGCCUCAGCCCCCAUCUGGCACCCCAGCUAAGGGGGCAGCCGUCCAGGAGCCCAGGAGGAAGAAGCAGCGGACACUGGCAGGCGGGAAGUGAGGCCAGGCUGCCGGGUCCACAUAGACUGAGUGCCCAGGGUCCCGAGCUGCUGGGCAGCAGGGGGCGGCCAAGGUCAGAGCUCCAAGUCAGGUCACCUGCUGGCGAGGCAGCAUGGGAUGGGGCGGGGCUGGCCACUUUCACCAGCCUGCAGCUCAUUGUGGCCGCUCCCCACGUGUCACCAUGAUGGACGUGGCCAUCUGACCCGGAGGCAACCCUGCGCUGACCCCCCAGGCCAUCCCUGCUGCCCACUCUGGCUCAAACACGCUUACAGAGCUGCCACCCUGUGCUGUCCUGCUCACUCCCAGGCGCCCUCGGGUCCG